AGGCCAAAACCAACAGCAGGCUCCAGCUGACGUGGGUCAGCGGGGUCACAACCCUCAACAGGCUCCAGCCCAUAUGGGUCAGAUUGGACAAAUCAAAACUUGGAGCACCAGUCAACAUGGGACAACAUGGACAGAAUCAUCAACUUCCAGCCAUACAAAACCAACAAGGACCAGCCGACAUGGGUCAGCUUGGACAGGGACCAGGCUUCAGGGAUCAUCUGUUCAAUCAACAACAAGCACCGCUUGGUAUGGUCCAAGGGAUGCAACAGGGGCAACCAGCCACCGGGGACCAUACACAGAACGUCAGAGGUUUUCAACAGACCAUGGUACAGGGGGCAGGCCUACUCAAUAUGGGCCAACAAAUAUCUUUUAGGCAUGCAACAAACAGGUCAAGGCCAAUUCCACCACCAAUUAGGAGGCAUACCCAAUCCAAUCGGUAUGGGGCUGAUUGGAAAUCAACAGGGAAUGCCUCAAAGACAUUCAAGUGUGGAAAACCUGAUAACUGACAAUGUAACUACAUCUGUAGUAAACACACCAAUUAGAGACAAAUAUCACACUCCUAUGGCUGCUGUAGAACCAAUAGGAACUGUUCCUUCUGUAAAUGAUACACAGCUGUCAGCAAUUGUAUCCCCAGAAAGACCCUAUCCUCAAAGACUAAGGAAGCCUCCUACAAGGCUUGAUUUGUGAACAAGUAUCUUAAAAGGGAAGAUGUCAUUAAUUUAUAUGUAUUUAGUGGUGUGAGACCUUAAAGGCACAUUGUAAAAUACAGCCAACAAAAUGGUUCGAAAAAUCUUUUUCAGGCUUUAGAGUCAAUUUCAUGGUUUUAAACCUUCUCUGAUGAUUCUUUUUUCGAACUAUGCAUGCAGAUCCAUUCAAAGACAUAUUGAACCUUGAAAAGCCACAUAUAGACUGAGGAUUGAAUGGUGUUCACGACAACUUUCAGUUCAUCUUUAUUAGGACAGACCAGGAGUGAAUUUUCGAGUUGAGCAAAUGCUGAUAAUGUUGUUUUUAUGAAGCAAGGAAGUCAAAAACAUUACAAAUAGAAAUCAUAGUAGGAUCAUAAGAAGCAUUUAAAAUCGAAUCCACGGCAAAAUCAGAAAUAAUUAAAAUAUUCCACACAAACCUCAGAGAAAACAAUUCCCGUUUUAUAAUUCAUGAUUUUAUCGAUCAAAAAAUGUUUUUAUGAAUUUUUUCGAUAUCUGCUGAAAUAUGGUAUGUAUACUUGUGUUUAUUGUUAAAUUACAAAAUAAGUAGGGUAAAGAAUAUGUAAAAGUUGUUUGAUAUUGUCAAUAUUUUGUUAUUUUUAUCACCUAGCAUUCCUUUAAUUGAUAACUGUGGAGUUAUACCAUAUACAUACAUCAGAUUUAA
This is a messenger RNA of Owenia fusiformis, 1368 nucleotides long. The record is from the annotation of a GenBank genome assembly. NCBI's taxonomy places the organism in Eukaryota, Metazoa, Annelida, Polychaeta, Sabellida, Oweniidae.